Molecule: messenger RNA, 2133 nt
Organism: Propithecus coquereli (Coquerel's sifaka)
Lineage: Eukaryota; Metazoa; Chordata; Mammalia; Primates; Indriidae
Gene: SELENOO
Product: selenoprotein O
Exons: 9
Coding region: 44-2047 (667 amino acids)
Source: RefSeq, a predicted model, not a curated record
GGCGGGGCGCGGCGCAUGGGCUUCCGCCGGAGCGGCGCUGCCGAUGGCCGCGCGCAGGGCUGGGCUCGGGGCUUCGCUCGCGGCCGCCCGCGCCAGGUCGCUGACCUUCGGCCGCCACCGCCCGCCGCGCGCGCCCUGCCGCGGCGCCGCCAUGGAGCCCGCUCCGCGCUGGCUGGCGGGACUGCGCUUCGACAACCGCGCCCUGCGCGAGCUGCCCGUGGAGGUGCCGCCGCCGGGCCCCGAGGGCGCCCCGUCCGCGCCGCGGCCCGUGCCCGGGGCCUGCUUCAGCCGCGUGCGGCCCGCCCCGCUGCGGCAGCCGCGCCUCGUCGCGCUGUCGGGGCCCGCGCUGGCGCUGCUGGGCCUGGGCGCGCCGCCCGCCGCCCGCGAGGCCGAGGCCGAGGCCGAGGCGGAGGCCGCGCUCUUCUUCAGCGGCAACGCGCUGCUGCCGGGCGCCGAGCCGGCCGCGCACUGCUACUGCGGCCACCAGUUCGGCCAGUUCGCCGGGCAGUUGGGCGACGGCGCCGCCAUGUACCUGGGCGAGGUGUGCACGGCGGCCGGCGAGCGCUGGGAGCUGCAGCUGAAGGGCGCGGGCCCCACGCCCUUCUCCAGACAGGCUGACGGGCGCAAAGUCCUGCGGUCCAGCAUCCGAGAGUUCCUGUGCAGCGAAGCCAUGUUCCACCUGGGAAUCCCCACCACGCGGGCCGGGGCCUGCGUCACGUCCGAGUCCACGGUGGUGCGCGACGUGUUCUAUGAUGGUAAUCCAAAAUAUGAACAGUGCACAGUUGUGUUGCGUAUAGCUUCCACUUUCAUAAGGUUCGGAUCCUUUGAGAUUUUUAAGUCCACAGACGAGCACACAGGGCGUGCGGGCCCCAGCGUGGGGCGGAACGACAUCCGCGUGCAGUUGCUGGACUACGUGAUCAGCUCCUUCUACCCCGAGAUCCAGGCCGCCCACGCCGGUGACAGGGUGCAGAGGAACGCGGCCUUCUUCCGGGAGGUGACACGGCGCACGGCGCGGAUGGUGGCCGAGUGGCAGUGUGUCGGCUUCUGCCACGGCGUGCUCAACACCGACAACAUGAGCAUCGUGGGGCUCACCCUCGACUACGGGCCCUUCGGCUUCCUGGACAGGUACGACCCUGACCACGUGUGCAACGCCUCCGACGGCGCCGGCCGCUACGCCUACAGCAAGCAGCCCGAGGUGUGCAAGUGGAACCUGCAGAAGCUGGCCGAGGCCCUGCAGCCGGAGCUGCCCCUCGAGCUGGGCGAGGCCGUCCUGGCCGAGGAGUUCGACGCCGAGUUCCGGAGGCACUACCUGCAGAAGAUGCGCCGGAAGCUGGGGCUGGUGGGAGAGCCGCAGGAGGAGGACGCGGGGCUGGCGGCCCAGCUCCUGGAGACCAUGCACCUGACCGGUGCCGACUUCACAAACACCUUCUACUCCCUGAGUUCCUUCCCGGUUGAGCCGGAGUCGCCGGACCUGGAGGAGUUCCUGGCCGUGCUGACCGCACAGUGUGCCUCCCUGGAGGAGCUGAGACUUGCCUUCCGACCCCAGAUGGAUCCCCGGCAGCUCUCCAUGAUGCUGAUGCUGGCGCAGUCGAACCCGCAGCUGUUUGCGCUCAUGGGCACGCGGGCGAACAUCACGAGGGAGCUGGAGCGCGUGGAGCAGCAGGCGCGGCUGGAGCAGCUGGGCCCGGCCGAGCUGCAGAGCAGGAACAAGGAGCACUGGGCCAGCUGGCUCCAGCGGUACAGAGCCCGUCUGGACAAGGACAUGGAGGGUGUCGGGGACACCGCUGCCUGGCAGGCCGAGCGCGUGCGUGUGAUGCGCGCCAACAACCCCAAGUACGUGCUGAGGAACUACAUCGCACAGAAUGCCAUCGAGGCUGCCGAGGGCGGAGACUUCUCAGAGGUGCGGCGAGUGCUGAAGCUGCUGGAGACCCCCUACGACAGUGAAGCGGCGGCCAGCGCGGAGCCCGAGGGUGUGGGGGCGGCUGGCAGGAGGCGCUCCUACAGCAGCAAGCCCCCGCUCUGGGCGGCAGAACUGUGCGUGACGUGAUCCUCGUAACGGCCUUGGGGGCUCCACACUCCUGGAGUCUCCGAGGCCCUCGAGUGCUGCCGAGUCACCGAGACAGGGCCAGGCCG